Messenger RNA from Mytilus trossulus (common blue mussel), 1431 nucleotides. Its product is annotated as HCLS1-binding protein 3-like. The record is from RefSeq and is a predicted model, not a curated record. The transcript has 7 exons. Bases 134 to 1372 code for a protein of 412 amino acids. Gene Ontology annotation, molecular function: phosphatidylinositol binding. Lineage: Eukaryota; Metazoa; Mollusca; Bivalvia; Mytilida; Mytilidae.
AGCACAAGUACCCUCGCACCCCGAAUCGGAUACCAUUCGUAAGAGGUCCGUAUUCGAUAAAGUACGCACAGAUAAAUAAUAAACAAAAAGUGGGCGUAUCUUAAUCUUACUUUCGAUAUGAAGUAAAAAGAAGAUGCCAUCUGCAAUUGUGACAGUCAGGGACCUAAAGAAUAAGGACAGCGGGAUAGAUAUAAGUAUACCUGUCUAUAAAGAAAUAAAGGGGUUACUACACUCAUCAUGGGAGUUCUAUGUAGUAGUUGUAUCUAAUCUGCAAUAUUUUAAAUCACCAAAGCAUAAAGACAAUGAUGUUGUACAGUUUAUGGUGCAAAAGAGACAAGCAGACUUUGAAACAUUACAUGCAAAGUUAACAGAAAAAUUUCCUGCCACAAUUCUGCCCUCGUUGCCAAAGAAAACAUUAAUAACAUCUGAGAAUGCUGUAAAAGAGAAGAAGUUAACAUUGGAGAAGUUUUUACAGUUCAUUGCUGUCACAAACAAAUUAGUCAAUUGUUCUGUCUUUCUUGAGUUUUUAGGUGUAAAUGCAAUAAAAGCAGGAAAGUUCCGAACGGAAGUUGACGAAACGGAUGAUAAAGAGACAACAGACGCAGUUGAUAAAGAAGAUGACAAAGACGACGGAGAACAAGAACAGGCGAGUGACAUGUUUGGUGACGGUAUAGAUGAUGACGAUGAAUCAGAUUUAUUCGCAACAGACAUGUUCCCAGAAGAUACGUCAACAAACACAUUCUUCCAAGAGGACACCAAAAUAUUUGACAAUCCCGACCUGAGAGGUAGUAUAGAGGAUGGAGAGGAAAGUGAUUUAUUUGUUCCUGGUUCUAAUAUUCCCGCCAUAAUAACAAAAACUAUACGUGUACCAGUCGAGGACAAUUCUGAUCUUCUACAAAUCGAGGAUGAUUUAAAUAGAUUUCUAAAUGUAGAAGAACAAAAGAAAGACAUAGACGACAGUAAUAAAACCAAUCUAAAACCAACACAAAAACAAAAGCCAACAACUUCACCGAAACCUUCAAUUUCACCUAAACCAGGACUAAGCGUUAAACCUGCAUUGCCCACCAAACCAGUAUCGACAACAACGAAACCGGAAACGAAUAUAAUUAGUGUAUCUGAAUCAGAUGUUCGAAAGGAAUCUAAUAAUUCCCCAAACGAAGUUGAUUCAAUAUCAAAAACUACCACCCCUUCUAGGCCCCCGAUUCCUAAGAAACCAAGUAAACCAUCAAUCGUGACAGACAAUAAAAUAUCAGUUAAGACUGAUAGUAAUGGACAAAAGUCACGUGAGUUACAGUCUUUGGAAACUAACGAUAUUUUACAAUACAUCGAAGCUAACACUGAACAAGAAGACGAAAUUGACCUUUUCUCGUGAACCUGAUUUAACUUUAAGCUUUUUCAAUGUUUUUUUGAUAAAAUAUUGUAUGUAUCGUU